Molecule: messenger RNA, 463 nt
Organism: Dendronephthya gigantea
Lineage: Eukaryota; Metazoa; Cnidaria; Anthozoa; Malacalcyonacea; Nephtheidae
Product: NADH dehydrogenase [ubiquinone] 1 alpha subcomplex subunit 2-like
Exons: 3
Coding region: 96-386 (96 amino acids)
Source: RefSeq, a predicted model, not a curated record
CUUCUCCAGUAACAUUUUCUCCAAUUCUCCGGUACAUUGUGCACUAAUUCCGCUGACACACCUUGGGCUCAAACUCAAACUGGCCAGAAAUAAACAUGGCCGCUUUGGGACGUUUAAAUUUACCAAAAGCUCUUCGAGAAAUUCGGAUUCAUUUGUGCCAGACGUCGAAAAGCAGCCAAGGAGUUAGAGAUUUCCUAGAAAAGUACUAUGUUGGAUUGAAGAAAGAAAACCCAAAAUUUCCAUUCUUAGUAAGGGAAUGCAGUGGUAUCCAACCAAAAAUCUAUGCCCGUUAUGGCUUUGGAAAUGAGACCAGUGUUUCUCUGGCUGAUAAAAAUUGUGAUGAGGUUUUGCAAGAAGUGGAUAAAUUAGUUAAAGCAGAGAAAUAAUUUUAGAAAUUAUUUGUUAUUGAUUUUGAUAAGGUUGAAAUAUUUAUGCUGGGUGAUGUGCUAAGAAUGUGUUCAUA